Molecule: messenger RNA, 4020 nt
Organism: Rodentolepis nana
Lineage: Eukaryota; Metazoa; Platyhelminthes; Cestoda; Cyclophyllidea; Hymenolepididae
Source: the annotation of a GenBank genome assembly
AUGGAACUAAACUUGAAUAGAAGCGAUUCCGAAGAAAACUCAGCAUUUGAUGUGCCGAACUUGAAUAAGAUGAAACUAUUUGACGUGUUUGACGAUCCGCCUCUUGUCAGUGAUGACGAAGAAGGUCCGCUGAAAAUUGAUAUUUCAAAUCCAUGUGUAGACGAAGACGACGAGUCCCUUGGUUACGACAGUAUUUUUAAAUCCAAAAUGGUUGAAACUGAGAAAAUUGAGACCAAUGCCGAAAGUGGAUCUGCUUUGAAUGAUUGCCUCCACGAUGAGCUGGUGUUGUUUAGCGCUGAAGAGAAAGUUAUUGUCACAAAUGAGGUAGAGCGGAAUGAUUCGCCAGAGAAGGAUAAAGUGGAUUUAAUUGAAAAAGAUGAACAAGCACCACUUGAUUUCGAUUUACCUGUUGAUGUCAAUGAAGAAGAUUCUGAAUCAGCUUCUAACAGGGUUUAUAAGGUUAGUAGUGAAUCGUCCACUGGUGAGGCAAGCGGGGAUGAAUACCGCCAUGCAGAAGUCACCUUCAACGACGAAGAGGAAAUGGAGGUGUCAAGUCAGGGAAAUAUUGGCAGGUGGACAUAUUCUGGUGGAGCUUCUAAGAAGGCGAAAUCUACUGCAAGUUCAGGUGCCAAAAAGCCCACAAGUGAGUAUGAGAAAGAAAAAUUUGCUAUUCAUAGUGAAUCGCAGCGUCUUAUUCGAGAAACAAAUCUUGACCUUCUUCACUACAAACCCAAGGAGUAUACAUCAGUCGCAGAGUUUAAAAAAGCUCUUUAUGGGGAUAAAACGAAAACAAUACAGAGACUUAUGCCUUCAAGGAUACCAGUGGUCGAAGCUACUUCCCCUUCGAAGAAAAUCCAGGUGUUGACCUCCCAUCCGUAUCGAAAAUUUGAUCUUCCCGAUAAUCUCCCUCCUCCUAAACUACUCCAGGCUAAUGAUGAUGACGUUAUUGAUUUAUUUCAAGAUGACCAACCUGUGAUUCCGGGAAAGAGAAGCCAGGCUGAAGAGUUGAUAUCUAGGUUUCAUAAAUUUUCAAAACCGAUUGAACGUAAGGAUGGUGCCCCAAUUACAAAGACUCAAGAGUUUUCUAUCCUCACAAAGGUAGCAGAUGUUAAAACUGGAACGGUCUCGCUCAAAUUUGACUCAGUGAAAUACACAUCCACUACUAAGCAGCCGUUGACUUUCACUAAUCGUCGGGAGUGGGCCAAGCAUAGGGCUGAGUUGAAGGAGAUCAUGAGGGUGAAGAAAUUGAAACAAUACGAGGAGCGCAUCAAGGAAUACAAACCUCUCCAGCGCUCUGAAAUUCCUGGCGAUCGAAAUGAGUCUGAAGAGGACGAAGACUGGGUGGAAGAUGAGGAGAGUUUUAGCGACGAUAGCAGCACCUCUUCAGAAUCAGGAGAAGACGAAGAACAGGAUGAAGAUGAUGAUGAGGCCCCUCGUGUCAAGCGGAAGCCCAAGAAUCCCUUUUUGGACGAUGAAGCUGCUGAAGGCAGUGAUAACCCAGAUGAUGGUUCAGGAAAUGGAAGUGAAGAUGACAAUGGCGUAACUGCAAAUGAAACUGAUAAGUUCAUUCCGGAAAAUCAGUCGAAAAUUCGACCAAUGCACAAUGGACACCUUGAACCUGGAGACGUGGAUCUAUUCGCCGGCGAUUCUAUCACUCAAUCUAUGCAUUCUCAAAAUAGAACUCUUUCAGAUCGUUCGUGGAAUGCUACACCCUACAGUCUACUCUUUAGCCAGAAACAGUCAUCUGAUAGUGCGACAGAUUCCUCAUCCCUUGGGCAAACCAAGAUUGAACCUACUAUGCCUACAGCAACACAAACUCAAGAUCUUAAAACUCAGGAACCUAUCCAACCCAUGACUACCCAAGGAGAACUUGAUGAUUAUUCAAUGGUUAAAGUGGAGCUGAACCUGACACAAUUCGGCAGUGCUGGAUCGAAAGGUUUAACUGGGGGACCAACUCAAACUCAGCUUAUUGACGAUUUCGAAGAUAUUGAUCCGACUCAAUCUCUUACUGUCCCCUUACCAUCCAUUGAUGAGUCAUACAAACCGAAAUUAGUACGAAUUCGUGAUGUCACAGAUCCGUCUGCCACUAAAGUUUCAAGCGUUAUUCGUCCUUCAGCUCAAUCGACACAACUAAUUCCUUCGAAUACUGUGGAUCUAGCUUUUACUCAAGAUGUUGAUUUUGGUGCAACUCAAACUCAGCUUGUUCCCAAUCAAUUCGCUGAUCUGGAUGACACUCAAAAGGCGGAUGCAGCUCAAACUCAAGCGCUUGGAUUAACUAUCCAAUCGCCGAAAGAUAAACCCGCAUCUGAGGCACUUACUAGACCUAAGCUGAUGAGAGUUAGGGAUGCUUUAAAUGGUUCUCUCACAAAUGAAGUGGAGUCACUUCCUGCUACUCAAGAACUUCAGCCUGUGGAGUUAGAAGUGAAUGCUCCCAAGUUGGAACUCUUAGAUCCUUCUUAUAUUCAGUGUUCUUUCGCAACUCAAGCGUUGGAUGAACCUCAAGAGUUGAGACCUAAGGAAGAAUCCCACAAACCCCGCAAACGUCUCCGACACAACUCAGACGAUGAUUCCAAUGGAGAAGAAGAAGUAUCCUCGAGUUCAAAACGCAGAGCACUGAUCGCGCAGUCGGCUCAACCCCUGGAGCAAAUAGAAGCUAUUGAGGAUGAGAAUGAUGAGUCAAGUUCGGAAUCAUCCGCUGCUAUGGAGGUUGGCGAAAAUGCCGAAGAAGACAUUGAAGAUGCUGAGGACAGUAAGUUUGAGGAAGAGGAAGGAAGCGAUGGAGAAACUAUUGGGGACGAGAAUUCUGAGGAGGAACAUGAAGGUGACGAGACUGAGGCCGAGGAAGAGUAUUCUUCCGAAAAUGAUGAGGAAAAGGAAUACCUCAAAAUGGUUCAAUCUGAGAUUGAAGAUAGGAAACAGGAGAAGAAGCAUCCCAAAUUCAGACCAGCUGAGUUCAUCGAUGAAGAAGCUGAGCUUUCGGGAGAUGAGGAGGAACGUGCUCUCUAUAGAGACGAGAGGGACGAAGAUAAAGAAUCUGAGGAUGAUGCUUCAAGUCUGAAGGACUUUGUCGAUGAAAAUGAGAUGGACGAACGCCGCAUGGGUAAACUUCGACAUGAAGUAGAACGAGUCUACAAUCGGAUCCAGGAAGACGAGGACCAAAGGAAACUCCGUUAUCUCAAGGAAAUGUUCUUUGAAGACGGUGAUCUCUAUGAUGGAGAAGGCAGAGCUCGAAAACGUCGUUUUAGGUGGAAAGGUUUGGAUGAUGAAGAUCCCUUUGCACUUGGUGGCAAGCUAGUGGACCUUGACGCUGAGGAGGGAGAUGAAGACGGCUCUGGCGUUCCAUCUUCAGGUGUAUCUGGUUUUAUGAGCAGAGGGUUACUUCAAGGUAUCGUUGUAAAGGAAGUUUCAUCUUCUGACAACCCCGACGCAACACCAAAAGAUGGAAGCUCACAAGUGACAGAGAAUCCUUCUGUUGGUACCUCGGCUGAUGUUGACUCUCAAGAUACUUUCGAUUCUUCAGAGAGUCUUUUAUCCGCUUUAGGUAAAAAAGUGAUCUUACCUCAACGAUCCGUUUCGCUAACAUUCGUGUCGCCCAAGAAACGACGGGUCAUAGAUCUCCGUCAGAAAACACUUCCUGCAAUGCUCUUGAAGUCCCAUUCGACAAACGAUGCCUCUCCUUUGGAAAGGCCAACAUUGGGAACUAAACGUGGUUCAUUGUUAAGCCGUCCAACUGCUACUCUACUUGCUCCAACCAGAUCUCGUUCCCUGGCGGUACAGUCUCGACAAUUUUCCACGGAUUUGGAUGUUGAUAAUAAUGUUGAAAAUGACCCCGGAGUCGCAAAUCGAGGCCAAGUUGACGUAUCGACUUCUGGACUGCGUACAAAAGUUGGUCUCUCGUGUUUCAGUACGAGACUAAAUAGUGAUGCUACUCCUAUCACAAAUCGAUCGCAUUUCGUCAAGGCUGCCACUCCACAGCCAGUGAAAACCGUUUUGGUAUGUUAUUUUCUUACUUUACAUUAA